UUAAAAUAGAAAUUAAAGGAAGAGAGUAAAUAUAAAAUAAAUGCAGACGAACAGUACAACAAAUACACGAAAAAGGAAUGACAGAUAUGUCGCGAAUCGUAAGGAUUCUAAAAGACGUAAACAAUUUGUGUUGGAACCCGGUAUGACAGGAUUUCUAUGCACGUGUAACUUUCACGAGAGAGGCUGCAUCAUCGAGGCCUAUAGAUUGCUCAAUUUGUUUGCGGAUGAGAAAUCAGACAUUCAUAAGGAACCUGAAACGGCAAUAAACACCCUUGAUAAAAAAGAAACUGUUAAAUCUUUAGAGGACAUUGAUGACGAUGAAGACAUAUCAACUGCUCUAGAGAAAGAAAUCAAUGAACUCAAAACUGAGUGUGAGAUGCCAUUGUCUUCUCGAAGAUUUCAAGUAGUAGAUACAGGUGUCAAAAAUAUGAUUUUUAUAACAAGUACCUUACCAAAUCCAUUAGAAUUGGUUACCAAAAUUGUCUCUAAACUAGAUACAACCAAAGAACAAUGUACUAGAUACUUAUUAAGAUUACUUCCAAUUGAAGUUGUCUGCAAAGCAUAUAUGGAUAACAUAAAGACAAAAGCAAAUAAAUUGUUUGAAAAGUAUUUUGCUCAAGAACCUAAGACAUUCAGCAUUGUGUUUAAUCGUCGCAGCAAUAACAGCAUUAGAAGAGAUGAAAUCAUUGAAGAUUUGGCAGAUAUAAUAUUGAAAAAAAAUCCAGGUAAUAAAACAGAUUUGAAAAAUCCAGACAUAGCUGUAAUUGUCGAAGUAAUACGUGGAAUUUGCUUACUCUCUGUUGCUCCUAAUUACUACAAAUUUAAGAAGUACAAUCUUCUCGAAAUAUGCAACAAUACAAAAAAUAAGGUAAUCUCUAAGAAAGAUUUAGCAAAUGAAGAAAAUACCGAUACAAUUAUAUCAGGUACAGAAAUACAAGUCAAGUGUACUGAUAAUAAUAAAAAUUUGGAUGUACAACUUGAAGAAAAAAAACAAGCCAACUAA
Messenger RNA from Cyphomyrmex costatus, 1003 nucleotides. RefSeq names its product THUMP domain-containing protein 1 homolog. The transcript has 5 exons. Gene Ontology annotation, molecular function: RNA binding. The record is from RefSeq and is a predicted model, not a curated record. The coding region runs from base 41 to 1003 and encodes 320 amino acids. Gene Ontology annotation, biological process: tRNA modification. Lineage: Eukaryota; Metazoa; Arthropoda; Insecta; Hymenoptera; Formicidae.